AUGGGUCAUAAUUUCCCUUAUGUAACACGUUGGGAUUAUUUAGCUACUAUGUUUACAGAAGCGAUAACAAUAAAUGGACCGAAACAGUUGGGAAAUAUUCAAGUACCUAAAAGAGAUAGCUAUAUCAGAGUAAUUAUGUUGGAGUUCAGUCGUAUAGCUUCUCAUCUCUUAUGGCUUGGCCCUUUUAUGGCAGAUAUUGGUAGGCAGACCCCUUUCUUCUAUAUUUUUAGAGAAAGAGAGUUAAUAUAUGAUUUAUUCGAAGCUGCCAUUAGUAUGAGAAUGAUGCAUAAUUAUUUUCGUAUCGGAGGAGUAGCAGCUGAUCUACCUCAUGGCUAGCUAGAUAAAUGUUUGGAUUUCUGCGAUUAUUUUUUAACAAAAGUUGCUGAAUAUCAAAAACUUAUUACACGAAAUCCUAUUUUUUUAGAACGCAUUGAAGGAAUAGGAAUUGUUAGUGCAGAGGAAGCAAUAAAUUGGGGUUUAUCAGGACCAAUGCUACGAGCUUCCAGAGUACGAUGGGAUCUUCGUAAAGUUGAUCAUUAUGAGUGUUAUGAUGAAUUUGAUUGGGGAGUCCAGUGGCAAAAAGAAGGGGAUUCGUUAGCUUGUUAUUUAGUCCGAAUUGGUGAAAUGACGGAAUCCGUAAAAAUUCUAUAA
Molecule: messenger RNA, 651 nt
Organism: Populus nigra (black poplar)
Lineage: Eukaryota; Viridiplantae; Streptophyta; Magnoliopsida; Malpighiales; Salicaceae
Product: NAD(P)H-quinone oxidoreductase subunit H, chloroplastic-like
Exons: 1
Molecular function (GO): quinone binding; NADH dehydrogenase (ubiquinone) activity; NAD binding
Source: RefSeq, a predicted model, not a curated record